Porites lobata is the source of this 7110-nucleotide messenger RNA. The record is from the annotation of a GenBank genome assembly. NCBI's taxonomy places the organism in Eukaryota, Metazoa, Cnidaria, Anthozoa, Scleractinia, Poritidae.
UGUCACGCAAGAAACCAAGAUGGCGUCUUGGUUGUCAUCUUUUGAUUUCUCCUUUUCCUUGGGGAAAAAUGUGCUCGUCGGAGUCUCCAUUGGAUUAGGUAUAGGGAUUGGAAUAGGUGCAGGAAUAGCUGCGUCAAGGAAAGUGUUCCCUUUGCAAACACAAGAUCAAAAACUUGUGAUUCACUUUGCGGAGCUGACCAACGAGAUCAAAGAACUUCGUGGCGUUAUGGUGAGGCUUGAAGUUUGCUUCACUGAGACUACAACAACACGAAUAGUUCCGCUGAAAGGCCAGUUAUCUGGUCGACAAAGUGACGAAGAGGAGACAGAAGAAGAUGAGUUUUAUGAGAUGUCUGGAGAAACUGAGCCUUUAUCAAGGUCUGUUUCAAGUUUAAUCAUUUUAACCCUAUUAAAAGAUGUUUUUGUUUUUAUUUUUCUUCAAUACCAGUAGACAGGUUAGUAAGCUUUGAUCAGUGGCCAGACUCUAAGUUUUUAGCCAUUUUGCCAUGUGCAUUUCCCCCCGAAAAAAUUACUCACCUAUUCUAUUCCUUCCGACUUUUCUUUCUUAAAUAUUUAAUUUAAUGCGUGAGAUUUUCAUAUCCACAUAACUAGCAUUUCCGAAUGAUUUCCAACAACUCCUGAACAUUGCCAGAGGUUUUUAAUUCAAGAUUCAAGGGGGUGUUAGCCUGCGCGCAGACGAAAUUAAACUCUGGUUAACUCCGUCAGAGUUUAGUUAUCGUCUGCACGCAGGCUACCUAUACAGCAACAACUUGACUGACAGUUCACUGAUAUACAUAACACACUACCGGUACUAUUUUGGCUGAGGGUUGACUAUUGAUUGGUCGAUACUUCAAACAUAGCGGCUGAUACUCGACCAAUACUCAGGGGUAGAUCCAGUCGGGGAGGAUUGGGUGGCUAGACACCCCACUUUAGGACAGCCCACCUAAAAAAGUUAAUACACAGAAAAACAAACGGAAAUACGUGGGUCCCAAAAAAGGUAGAAAUACAUGUAAUCACCAUGCAGGCAAAUGCAGAAUUAUCAACAGAAGUGUAGUUUGUGAGAAAUUUGUGGCGCUGCACCCUAGACGAAUGACGGUGUGUUCACUUUUGGCUGACUAGUUUAGUAAGGUAUUUAUUGCAGUACCUUCUCUUUUUUCUAUUUUUUUUUUUUUUUUUUGUGGCUUUUCAAGAGUUUGCAGUGUUACAGUCUCUAAUAAUUCGUCCCUUCUAAAUUGCCGUGUUUGAGGACAAAGGUAGUGCCGGAGACAAGUUAAAAUAAAUUAACAUGUAGUUGGUGGCCGAUUGGUAUCAACCAAUUCCCAUUAAAUAUCAGACUGAGUUUAAAAUAUUUGCUCAUAAUAAUUAAUUUUUGUUUAUUAACUAGUGCUCCAGUAGUCGACCAGCUCAAAGAAGUCAUUGAUGAAGUGGAUGGACUUCACUCAAGUAAUAAUGCUGAAGACAAGUAUAAAAUACAUAAAAUCUUAGAGGAAUCAUCACAAAUGGUAAGCAUUUUAAUACGUUGCACAGUUAUUCUGGUUGCACUGCAUUUCAAGGUCCAAACAGUUUCUAUAAUUUUAUAUUAUUAUUUGAGUUUAAAACUCGUGCACUCCCUUGGAACGUGGUCGUUGUGUGAUUUGUCACUUCAUUACCUUCAUGUUCCUGAGUGACUGAUUUGUAAACUCUUUGACAACACAGCACCAACAAAGUUGUGAGCUAUCCUGGAGAUAUGCAAGAUCAUGUUAUGACAUUGCUUUGUUGAAAGGAAAGAGUGGAGACGCCGAGGGCAAAAAGAGUUUAUUAUAUGAAGGUACCCUAAAUACACUGCUCAUUCAGAAUUGGAUGUGGAUUAAUUUUUACUCACCUAAAGAAAGUAUGUACAGAUAUUCUCUUAUUUUUUUAGUUACACCUGCUGUACAUGCACUUAAUAAUAACAAAGUACACAUAACUGAGAAAACGUGUGGCACAUGGCUAACCAGCACACACAAAUGCAGGUCUAAAAUAUGGUGACUCCCUCUUUUGCCUUCUGUAUCAAGUACCCUCCCUUCUGGUGAAAACAGAAGGGAGAAUGAUACGGAGGGGUAUUUGAUAUGGAGGGGGUACUAACAGGUGGAGGGGUAUCUGGAAGGGGUACUACUGCAAAAACGACAGGCUAUAGAUUUUAGAGCUCCAGAAAUUGGCAUGUAUAUCUCUGUGAUCUAGUACCAGUACUGAUUAGAAACCUAAAAAAAAAAACUUCCUGUACUGCUCUUGGACUCUACAAGAUACAGUAAAGUUAGUUUGCAAUCCCAACACUACUAGUUCAGCAAAAGUAACACAUGCACCAAUUAAAUGUUUGAAACACCAAAUGAUCACGUAUUACAUGUAACACUUGAUGAGUAGAUUAGUAGGUUAGAUAGUGUAGUAGUUGGUCACAGGUUUUAUUAUUAUUAUUAUUAUUAUUAUUAUUACACUUGAUUCUCACUAUCAACCCAAGCACUAAGCAUAGGAGUAAGCAUAACGCAAGCGUAAGCAUAAGCAUGUGCAUAAGAAGCUUAAUAUGUACUUGACAGUGAGGAUGGCCUUAACAUAAGUAAACAGUGUAAGCAUGAAAACAAGAAUAUCAAAACUUUGCGCUCAAAUUAUUCCUCUUUGUGUUAAGCCCGUCUUACUAGCACACAAGCCUCUUGUUCUCAUACUGUCUUAUGUUUGUUAAUUGUACUUGUAUCACUAGUGAGGACUGGGCUUAACAACGAUAACACCAGAUAGUUCAUAUUGAUACAUUUUAGUAUUUGGAUCUGUUUGUUAUGUAGACUAAUGAUGGUGAAUAAUCCAUUAAUUUUUGUAGGUGUAGCAAAAGCAGAGAAAGCAAUUGAAUGGGACAGAAAUAGUGCAAUUGCACAUAAAUGGUAAGUAUAUUGUUUUAAUAUAAAAAGUGUUCCCAAAGAAAGAAGUGACUUAAUCCAUUCACUUAUGAACUGUCCGUUACCACCCGUGGGGAUCGGCACCCCUUGCAUCGCUUGUGACAUCAUCAGUUUAAAAGUUCAAAGAAAACUUUGACACCUACUGGUAACUUGUGCAAGGGAAUGUACCAACCAGGAGUGCAUUCGUGUGUUUCACUCGAGUGGCAAAUUUGAAAAACAAAAACAACAGUAAUGUCUCCUAUAACAGUUUGUUACAAUUUCAAGUUAUUCCCAUUUUACAGGUAUGCUAUAAUUCUUGGAAGUACAACAGACUAUGAAAGUUUACAAAAUCAAAUACUGCUUGGAUUUAAAUACAAGGUACGGUGUACCAAACUUUCUCUUGACCAUGGCACCAUCAAAUUAAAGUAGCCCGCAAAAUCCCAGGGUCAUUCUUUCUUCAACUGUAAGGGAGCUUUUAGCCUGUGAAUUCACCCCUGUAAGGUAAUCCAAGACAGUCUUAAAUUAAGCAGUCCGCGCUGUGUAUUCCGGAUUUGAUUUCCUUGUAAGUGGAACUUGGAUUCCGGAAUCCAGAUUCCAGAUUCAUUCAAGGAAUUCUGGAUUCCUUGAGCUGAAUUCCAGAUUCCAAAGCCCAGGAUUCUGGAUUAGCUUACAUGGGGCAAGCAAAUACAGCCAUCUUUCCUCGCUGCUGGCAAGAAGUGCUUAUGCAGCACACUUUUUCAUUGGUACAUCUUUUUACAGUCUCUGCUCGACCUCAAUGUGAAAUUUCGUUUUGCGAAGUUGUAUGAAGGACUUAAACACGUGACGGCAACUGUUUCUUUCUCUUCCUAAAUUUGGGUGUGGUCCCAAAAAUUCAUCUCCAGGAAAAUUUACCUACAUGUGCAUUUGACAUUUCAGGAAAGUUGUAAUUUCAGAACGAAGUUUAAAAAAUGCAAAUCCAUUAUUAGUAGUGACAUUUUUGCUGCCAUCACCAUCAUCGUUGCUAAAGCUCCCUUACGUCGUCUUCUAGAACGUACAGACAAAAGUUGUACCUAAUAAAAGGGGCACCCCCCAGCCUAGUCAUUUACGGGUGUUUAUAUAAGAAAAACGUUGACCCCUUUGCCCAAGCCAACAGCUUUUGCACAUGCUCUGAUUGUCCAAAAAGUUUGCUUAUGUUCUGAUUGUUGAGCCGGCUGGGCGAGCAAAGUGUUUAUUCUCCACUUUUGCAUCUCCCAAAUUGCACCUUGUUUGCCCCCAAAAACUUUUGCAUAAGCAUUGAUUUCAAUUUCUCUUGGGAUGGCUGUAAUACCCAGGAGAAAUAAAAAACAAAGGUUAUGCAAAAUUGAGGGGGGGUAGGAGGCAAACAAGGGGUAUUUUGGGAGAUGUGCAAAUGGGGAAUUUGGAGAAAAGUUAUCCCAGUUGAGAGGGUGACCCUAUUGUCACAAAAGGGUGACCUGGCUAUGUCCCGGCUAUGCAGGCCACCGCUCUUAGGCCACAACUUUUAGUUUCUUAUGAACACUGUAAAUGGUUUGUCAAGUAUUUUAUAAGGAAAUGGCUGUAGUAAAAGUUGGCUUGCCCAGGAUGGGUAGACGGGUGACCCUUCUCGUUUUCUCCAUAAAAGGGGCCUAAUAGAGUACUCCAGUCACCUACCGUAUUGUGUUCAAAGUUGUGUUUCUUUGAUGGUCUUUUCUGUCAGCCUGAAGAUCAUGAGGGGAUAACCAGUCUCUAGUAAGCUUUUUACUCUUUCUGUAAGAUAAUUGAAUCUUGAGAAAGCGAGUCCUUUACACAGUGUUUCUUUCUUUCUCUCUUUUUUUCUGCCUCAGGAGCACAUUGAACAAGCUAUUAACCUUGAUGAGAAUGAUCCAUCAAGCUAUCAUCUCCUAGGAAGGUGGUGCUAUGAGGUACGGGUGAAAAUUGUGCUCAAUGGGGCUGCAAAACCUCAUUUUCGAUGAUCGUUACGCCGUAGAACAUGGUCAAUUCCUGUAGUUAAAAACUUUCCGGCAAAUUUCCGUCGCAAGUUCGAGCAGAAUAGGCUGUGCUUUGUACUCCCUCCACUCUGGAAAUGAUGGAUAGAAAAAAAUUUCCGUCAAUUGUGCGAGCAUAACGAACCAAUUCCAUUUUCAAACUAACUCGGUCACUUAGUGUUCUAAAACUAUCUGAUCAUGUAUUAAAACUAGCCGAUUUGCCCUACCUGCCUAGAUUAGCCCUGCUAUUUGUGGGAAGAGCAGCUUGUAAAUUCGCCUGUAAAAUACUGAAUAAAAAAACUUGAACUUCGUUGGUAUUGAAAAUGUUUUUUUUGUUCGUUUGUUCAUUUGGUAGUUCCUUUUUUUAUUGCAGUUUUUCAAACGAAACAUUGAGAUUUUGUUAUUUUCCUUGAUUGUGAUAGAUUGUGAUAUCUGAUUUUGUGUCUCUCACGGUCAGUUGGAGUAACUUUCUUUGUAACUCGUCCGUAUGUAUUGUUUCGGUAAACUUAGAUUUCUAUGCUUUCGUGGUGGCAAAGGAAAGCUGCUUCAGCGUUCGUGGCAGCACCACCGUCAUCCACAAUAGAAGAAGCGCUAAAGAAUUUUCUAAAGGUAAGUUAACCUUUCAUUUCAGUUGCUAUGGGGAACUUUAAAUUCUUUCAUCAUUGGUCGGUCAAACCUAUCCUUGUUCAACGAGGAAGUCCCUCCUGUGUCAGAGUUGAGUUGUAAAUAUUCAGAUUAUGUGUCUUGUGGUCGCGCACAGGAGGUUAUAUGAACGAUGGAAAUUCCAACUACGGUGAAUUCGUUGGAAAAAUUCUGGUGUUUUGGAAAGGUGCAUGGUAGCUUACGAGAGGAGUUUCGACGGUAGGAAAGGCGUCAAAUUUAUCGUUAGAUAGUUGCUGACAUUAGAGAACGUUUGUUGCAAACUAGGUGACUUAGUGAUCAAUUUUUCCCGCCAUUUUUCACGUUUGCAACCUCCUUCCCAGAGUUCUCUCUUGCCUCGAGAAGGGAGGAAGAGAGAACCCUGGGAACGAGGCUGUUACAUUUGCCGUUCGUCGUUUGACGUCACUAGAGAGGUUAAGCAUCACGUCCACGUCAAACAGCAAACGCGAAUUUGUACCACGUGACCAAGUUUUAAUUGUUGUUUACUGUUAAUUACUUCUACACAAAAAUGAGUGGUUUCACGCCAGUUUUAUCCACAAGAAUUGUUCUGGAAAUUUUUUUUCCCUGACCAAGUGACUUGUUCCUACAGGCCGAGGAAAUCAAACCGGGAUUCUGGCUUUCAAACUCAUACUGGAUAGCAAAGGUAAGAGGAAGGAUAGAUUGCACUUUGCAAAGACUGAUACCAGUCAAUCCACGGCAAAAUUCAUUCAAAAGUGCUAUUGCUCACUAUUAUCUUGUUCAGUAUUGACGACUCCGCCAUGUACAUAGCCUGCGUAGCAGGCGCUUGGAAGUAGCGGGCGAAAGAGAGAACGGGCGCGCGCGAGGGAGACACGCAAGGGGCGUGUCUCCUUCUCGCGCGCCCGUUUUUUCUUGUGCCCACUACUUCCAAGCGCCUGCUACGCAGGCUACCAUGUACAUCACUCCUCAACCAAGUUAUGGCGGGACGACUUGCCACUCUAACUUUGUAAAAAUCUGUGAGCAAAAUGCUCUGAUGUUAGCCAUCAGAUUACACCUCUUUGGCAGACGUUUUAUCUAUUUAUUUCUUAGGAUUUAACAAAAAGGAAUUUAAAAAAUCUUGUUUAUUAAAUUCCUUAGGCCAUUCUUAGGAUUUAAAGGGUAAAUAUUUUUACUUUUUUAUUCCUUUAUUUUUAUUGUUAUCACUAAAAGCCGUUUCUUGCUUACUUGUUACCUUCGCCUUACACGUACUUGUGAAGAAAACUCGUCAAGUCUGGCAACUUGACGCUGCAUCAAUAUGUUGCUCUUAUGCGCCCUGCUUGGCAGACUAGUGGCUAUUUAUUCGCAUCGAUAAUAGUCUGAACAUCGUUGUGCGUACAGGUGAGUGCCUCGACUUGCACAGGCAACCCAAGUAACUUGCUGGGAUACUUUAAGAGCAGGAUUUCCUGAUUUUUUUCAAUAAAAUAAUGAUCGUGGGGAGUACGACAUAGUAGUCGCCCACGACAUGCCUUUGAUUUGUUUUUUGCUUUCUUUUGUAGUGUUACAAGCAAAAUGGCGAUGUAGCAAAAGCAUCAGAGUGGCUGAAGAAAGCAAUAUCUCUCCCUGUAACCUCGGAAGAUGUGAGUGAAAUUACUCUUACAUGCAUUAUAGUGAAGUAA